AAAUGGAUAUUUUAACUGAAUUACGUAAAGAUAUUGAAAAAGCUAAACAAGAUAUCCUCAAUGCUAUUAUGGAUAAUCUGCAACAUACCAAAAUUUAA
This is a messenger RNA of Adineta steineri, 98 nucleotides long. NCBI's taxonomy places the organism in Eukaryota, Metazoa, Rotifera, Eurotatoria, Adinetida, Adinetidae. The record is from the annotation of a GenBank genome assembly.